AUGUCAGGCUAUGGUCGAGAUUCUCGUGGUGCAGGCGACCAAUACAGCAGUGGCCAUUCAAAUAGUGAUCAUAAAUCAGGACGAGGUGGUGGUGAUCGACAUACAGAUGAUCAAAAUAGCGGACAAAAACGAAAUGAUUCCGAUUACAAUUCUCGUGGCGGAGUAGGUGGAGGUAGUUCACACAGGAUGAUAAAUGGCGACAAAAAACACUUUAUAUUCUCUGCAGGUUAUGGUAGUGGAAGUAGUAGUAGUUACAAUCGUGGUCGAAAUGAUUAUCAGAAUAAUAAUAGUGAUAACUCUGGUGGCAGUGGUGGAUAUAAUCGUGGUCGCACUAAUCAGUACGAUAAUAGUGGUAGUACAACUGGUGGUGAUGAUAAUCGUAUGGAAACACAACGUGAUACAAUUUUUAUUCAGAAUUUACCAAAAAACGUGACUGUGUCACAACUUAAAGAUGUAUUCAGUCAAAUUGGCAUAAUUAAAAAUGAUAAAAAGACAAAUGGACCAAAGAUUUGGAUUUACAAAGACAAAGCAACUGGCGAUGGUAAAGGUGAAGCAACAAUUACAUAUGAAGAUGAAGAAGCAGCGCAAGCUGCUAUCAAUUGGUAUCAUGGAAAAGAAGUUCUGUCAAGCAUUGUUCAAAUUUCUUUGGCCACACGACGUGCUUCAGCAUUCGGUAAUCGAGGUGGUUCUCGAGGAAGUCGUGGUGGAUUUCGUAGUCGAGGUGGUGAUUUCGGUGGCUACCGUGGCCGGGGUGGAGAUCGUGGAAGUGAAUAUCGUGGUAGUGGCCGUGGCGCAAGCCAUGGUUCGAGUAGAGACAAUCGGUCUAAUCCAUAUUAA
Molecule: messenger RNA, 837 nt
Organism: Rotaria socialis
Lineage: Eukaryota; Metazoa; Rotifera; Eurotatoria; Philodinida; Philodinidae
Source: the annotation of a GenBank genome assembly